Daldinia decipiens is the source of this 1678-nucleotide messenger RNA. Its product is annotated as S-adenosyl-L-methionine-dependent methyltransferase. The record is from RefSeq and is a predicted model, not a curated record. The transcript has 8 exons. Gene Ontology annotation, molecular function: methyltransferase activity. Lineage: Eukaryota; Fungi; Ascomycota; Sordariomycetes; Xylariales; Hypoxylaceae. Bases 471 to 1361 code for a protein of 296 amino acids.
CACCAAGAUAUGUCGCCGGCGAAAUGCAUGUCCUGACAAUAUAACUGGUCAAUGGAAAAUUUUCCGUCACAAGCCAUUGCUGACCACGCCUCCCAGCGCAUCUCUCGCAUACUGUGAUCAAUCCCUAUGGCCAACUAAUCUUGUACUGCACGUUUACCAUUGUCUACCUACCUAGGCAAAUUUCUAGAACUACUCGCUCGUGUAGCCUUAACGCGACCUCAACAGCCUUGCGACUAAGAGGUACCGUGAUGGCAGGCCCCUCGUCGGAUGUAGGCCAUGAUGAUGGCUCCGCGGCAUCGUUCUCGUGGGAAUCUAGUCGGACCAUCGCAGUUGGUCAAGAUGUGUCGGUGCUGUCGUGGGAUAGCGGCAGCGGGCCAUCUCUGCCAUCAGUCGAUGAUGACACUCAGACAGUCGGUGUGCAUUGAUAAAGGAAACGAUAGCCCAACCCAUUAACUAUUGGAUAGGAAACCAUGUCAAUUUCCACAAGAAGUAUACGAUCUUCGACCAUGUCGCUGGAUUCAAGUCUUUACCAUUACGUCCAUGAAAAUGGCCGAACUUACCAUCGAUAUAAAGAGGGCAGAUAUUUCUUACCGAAUGACGCCGCAGAACAAGAGCGAUUAGAUCUUCAACAUCAAUUAUUUAUAAUAACUAUUGAAAACAAGCUCAAUCUAGCCCCAAUACCGGACAACCCCCCGCGAGUCUUGGAUAUUGCGACAGGGACGGGCAUAUGGGCAAUAGAAUUUGCCUCCCAGCAUCCCGAAUCCUACGUAGUCGGGACAGAUUUAAGUCCGAUCCAACCUCAAUUCCUACCAGAGAAUUGCAAAUUUGAGAUCGAUGACGCAGAGGACGAGUGGACAUUUAGCGAACCGUUUAACUAUAUCCACGGGCGGGCGCUGAUGAGUUGUUUCGAUGACCCGGCGGCCGUAGUGAAACAGGGAUUCGAGCACUUGGCACCGGGCGGCUUUAUGGAAUUCCAAGACGGCUUAUUCCCGAUGAACUACGUGGGCGACCCGCCAACGGAGUCAGCACUGUACCGGUGGAACCAGAUGAUGCUAGAGGGUAUAUCACGCCUCGGCCGCUCCUGGUCUAAUGCUCAGAACUAUCAUCGCUACUUUGAGGAAGCCGGCUUUGAGAACAUCGUCGAGAAACGCUUCUAUUGGCCUACUAGCCCCUGGGCAAAGGGGCGGUACUAUAAGACCGUCGCUACGUACUUUCAGGAGGACUUACUCAUUGGUCUAGAGGGUAUAAGCCUUAAGGUGCUAGGAGUGUUGGGCUUGUCGCCUGAACAAGUUCGGGAAUUCAUUGAGGACGUUAAGAAGGAUCUUAUGGAAACUAGUGUUCAUGCGUAUAUAACUGUGUAAGUCUGCCAUUCCCGUGUGAAUAAGAGUCAUCUAGGUGUGGGUUCUUACUGGUUAUAGGGCGUAUAUAUACGGACAGAAGCCAGAUAAUACGAGUCAAUGAGAAUGCAUUUGUUAUGAUGACUACUUGAUCGCCCUGCCAACGCACAUGUUAGAAUGCAACACUGUUUCCUACCGUAAAACGGAUUAACGUUUAUGUUUAUACUAGGUAGGUAAGUAGAAUUAACGGGGAGCGUAUCUCAUCGAAUAACUGCAAAUAGAGAAGAGCACCACGGGUUUUCCCCUUUUAAGAUACUUGAUUAUAAGUGGCAAAGUUGGAG